Diversispora eburnea is the source of this 172-nucleotide messenger RNA. Lineage: Eukaryota; Fungi; Glomeromycota; Glomeromycetes; Diversisporales; Diversisporaceae. The record is from the annotation of a GenBank genome assembly.
AUGCUUGAAAAUUUCCCUGAUGUAGGUCUUGGUCAAGCAGGUUCUUUCCGCAAACGUAAGGGAGAAGUGCAUGAACAGAUUGGGUACAAAUUUAUUCAACAAAUAUUCUAUCAGAUUAUGAAAUGUUCAUAUUGUAAAGAAUUAUUCGUGAAAGAAGAAUUUCAAUGUGAUG